This is a messenger RNA of Syngnathus typhle (broad-nosed pipefish), 1937 nucleotides long. RefSeq names its product ring finger and CHY zinc finger domain containing 1 (gene rchy1). Gene Ontology annotation, cellular component: nucleus. Gene Ontology annotation, molecular function: ubiquitin protein ligase activity; zinc ion binding. The transcript is spliced from 9 exons. Lineage: Eukaryota; Metazoa; Chordata; Actinopteri; Syngnathiformes; Syngnathidae. The record is from RefSeq and is a predicted model, not a curated record. Gene Ontology annotation, biological process: protein ubiquitination; ubiquitin-dependent protein catabolic process. The coding region runs from base 110 to 964 and encodes 284 amino acids.
UAAAUUGUAGCAUAGCGUAAAACAACAAAGACGAAGAAGAAACUGUGGACACGCAACUAUAUGAUGAACUCGAAGAAGAAGAGUAACGCAUAUUGAUUGUAGCACAAACAUGGCGGCACGUGCAGGUUGUGAACAUUAUGCGCGGAGCUGUUUAUUGAAAGCUCCUUGCUGUGGUAAACUGUAUGUGUGUAGGCUGUGUCAUGAUGCAGAGGAGAACCACCAGAUGGACCGAUUUAAAGUGGAAGAAGUGCAAUGUUCUGGGUGUCAAACAUUACAACGGGCACAACAGGCAUGUCAACAGUGCCAUGUGCAAUUUGGGGAGUAUUACUGUGACAUUUGCCAUUUGUUUGACAAGGAUAAGAAUCAGUACCACUGUCAUCCCUGUGGCAUCUGUAGGAUUGGGCCAAGAGAAAAGUAUUUCCAUUGUGACAAGUGCAAUUUGUGUUUAGCGCAGGACCUCCAGGGGAACCACAAAUGUGUUGAGAAUGUUUCCAGGCAGAACUGCCCUGUUUGUAUGGAGGAUAUCCACACGUCUCGAAUUGGAGCGCACGUUCUUCCCUGCGGUCACCUUCUCCAUAAGAGCUGUUUCGAUGACAUGGUCAGAACAAGGUACAGUAUGCCUUUUGCACGUGCCUAUCGCUGCCCUCUAUGUAUGCACUCUGUUUGGAACAUGAAGGAACACUGGAAACAAAUUGACAUCGAGAUUGCCCAGUCACCGAUGCCCACUGAAUACCAGGGUACCUCUGUCAAAAUUAUCUGUAACGACUGCCAAGCCCACUGUACGGUGCCUUUCCAUGUCCUAGGGUUGAAGUGCAGUGACUGCGGCUCCUAUAACACUGCACAAGACGGAGGUCUCAUUGAGCAGCCUCAACAGCAGCACCCAGAAGAGCCAGUUAGUGACAAUGAGCCAGAGACGAAUGCAGAGCAGCCACAUGAUGCAUCUGAGACAGCUAUUCCACAUUAGCACAUAUUUGGUUUCAUUUAUUAAUGAAUUUGUAGAAUUGUUGUACUACCGUAUUUUCCGAACUGCAAGUCGCUCCGGAGUACAAGUCGCACCAGCCAUAAAAUGCAUAAUAAAGAAGAAAGACAUAUAAGUCGCACUGGAGUAUAAGUCGCAUUUUUGGGGGAAAUCUAUUUGAUAAAAUUCAACACCAACAACAGACAUGUCCUCUUGAAAGGCAAUUUAAAAAAAAAUUGAAUAGAGGCAACGUUACAUGACACAAACAACGAACGUCCCUGACGUAACAAAUACACUCAGUUACAGUACAGAUUUGAAGCGCAUACACACACUUGAACAGGACGGGGCUAGAAUUCAAGUAUCUUUUAAUGUUUAUUUAUGACAUUAGUCAACUCAUGAAUUGAACAACUUUUGAAUUGCUGUUAAAAUUAUUAUUCAAUAUGUUAUGCAUCAUGUGUACAAUGUUAUUCUUGACGUUUUGGCAGCAGCUGAUUAGUUGUGCGUAUGCAUGGUCUGAGGAUGUUCUAAAUUUCUUUGCAUAGUAUGCACAAAUUCAAGUGUUCAUUAAAUUCAUUAAAUGUGUCCGCAUGUUUUCCACAAAAAAAUGAUGUGUACGCAUGUUGGUAAAUGAUGGGCUCUAAUUUACACCUUUUUUUUUUUUAUAUUGAUUGUAAACACUGCAAGUGGCUGAAGAUCAGUCCAGGGUGAACAAUGCAUCUCGCCCAGUCGUUUAGGCUCCAGUGAAACUGUGACCCUAAUGCAAAUGUUAUCAAAACUAGAUGGAAACUGAGAAAUUCCCAAUUAUUCCAUCCUCCAUGGGUUAGAAGGGAACUAAUCUGUUUCAUUACAUUGUACAGGAUGUUUUCCCUUUAAGCCAUUGUAAUAUGGUUAUCAAGUACUGAACUGUAUUUUCUGUUAAUCAUAGUUGCUUAAUUUGAUCACAGUCAUAAGAAAUGAUUAAAUUGAACAAUUCCUUUUA